Molecule: messenger RNA, 3005 nt
Organism: Pan troglodytes (chimpanzee)
Lineage: Eukaryota; Metazoa; Chordata; Mammalia; Primates; Hominidae
Product: actin, alpha skeletal muscle-like
Exons: 1
Coding region: 1675-2268 (197 amino acids)
Source: RefSeq, a predicted model, not a curated record
CAGCACUCUGGGAGGCAGUGGAGGGUGGAUCGGUAGGUAGUUCGAGACCAACCUGGCCAUCGUGGCGAAACCCGUCUCUACUAAAAAUACAAAAAUUAGCUGGGCAUAGUGGCACGUGCCUGUAAUCCCAGCUACUCUGGAAGCUGAGGCAGGAGAAUCGCCUCAAUCCAGGAAGUGGAGUUUGCAGUGAGCCGAGAUUGCACCACUGCACUUCAGCAUGGGCAACACAGUGAAACUCCGUCUCAAAAUAAAUAAUGAAAUAAAAUCUUAGGAAAAUGUGUACAUUAAUUCAUUCAGUGUUCUUCUAACACAUGUGCUAAGUGACCCCUGUGUUCCCAGAUAGUUCUAGGUGAUGCGAAUAUACAGUGAUGAAUAAAGGAGAUAUGGUCUUUACACUUUUGAGAGUUUAAGUCAUAGUGGAAGGAGAUAGACAGUAAACAAGUAAGCUAAUAAAAGAGCACCUGAUAGUGAUUAGUGCUGUGAAGAAAAUAAAAUAUUAGUGUGAAAAUAACAGGGGCCGGGCGUGGUGACUCACGCCUGUAAUCCCACACUUUGGGAGGCCCAGGUGGGCGAAUCACCUGAGGUCAGGAGUUCAAGACCAGCCUGACCAACAUGGAGAAACCCCAUCUCUACUAAAAAUACGAAAUUAGCCGGGGUGGUGGCACAUGCCUGUAAUCCCAGCUACUCAGGAGGCCGAGGCAGGAGAAUCGCUUGAACCCGGGAGGUGGAGGUUGCGGUGAGCCAAGAUCGUGCUUUUGCACUCCAGCCUGGACAACAAGAGCAAAACUCCGUUUCAAAAAAAAAAGAAAAUAACUGGGUGGGAUACUCAGGAAAUGUAUUAGUUUUCUUAAAACCUGUCUUGUGAUCCUAAACUCUCUUUAGCCUUUCUUAUUCUCAAAAACACCAUCUGUGGCGUGGUCCUCUGCGGAGAAUGGUAGCAGCGUGAGGUGGAGGCACCGCAAUCCCUUGUCACCUGGGCCAAAAGCAGCUCAUAGCCCAUUUCUAUUCAGAUCUGUGUACAGGUGUUCAUAAGACCAAGAUGAAUAAGACACUGUGUUCCUGUCAAAGGGUUCAUGUUCCCUUCUGUGUUAGUCCAUUCUUGCACUAAUACUUGAGACUGGAUAAUUUCUAAAGAAAAGAGGUUUAAUUGACCCAUGCUUCUGCAGGCUAUACAGGAAGCAUAGUGGCUUCUGCUUCUGGGGAGACCUCAGGAAGCUUCCAGUUAUGGUGUAAGGCAAAGGGGGAGGGAGGCAUCUCACAUGGCGGGAUUAGGAGCAAGAGGGAGUGAGGGGGGAGAUGCUACACACUUUUAAACAACCAGAUCUUGGGAAAACUCACUAUCACAAGAACAGCACCAAAGGGUUGGUGCUGAACCAUUUAUGAGAAAACCAGCCUCAUGAUCCCACCACCAGCCCCCACCUCCAAUAUGGGGACUACAGUUUGACAGGAGAUUUGGCGGGGACAGAUCCAAACCAUGUCACCUUCAAAGGACUCACCUCCAGCAGGAGGGAGAGAAAGGUCAAUUAGCCAUCGUAGUAUUACUGUAUAGUGAUGAUUGCAGAGCUAGGCAUAGAUGUGGCGCAAGUAACUGUCACCUGUCUUUGGAGGAGAGACCAGAGGAGGAAAUGGAACCCAAAGAUCUGUCUGCCCCCUCAGAGAUGUUGGUAAUUCUGCAUGAAAAACCAGUUUAGUGCUCGCCUCGGCAGCACAUAUACUAAAAUUGGAACGGUACAGAGAAGAUUAGCAUGGCGCCUGCGCAAGGAUGACAUGCAGAUUCGUGAAGCGUUCCAUAUUUUUGUCUCCCUGGACUUCGAGCAGGAGAUGGCCACUACCACAUCCUCCUCCCUGGAGAAGAGCUACAAGCUGCCGGAUGGCCAGGUCAUCACCAUCAGCAACAAGCGGUUCCAGUGUCCGGAGGCGCUGUUCCAGCCUUCCUUCCUGGAUAUGGAAUCUUGCGGCAUCCACGAGACCACGUUCAACUCCAUCAUGAAGUGUGACGUAGACAUCCGCAAAGACCUAUACACCAACGUAGGGCUAUCCAGAGGCACCACCGUGUACCCGGGCAUCACCGACAGGAUGCAGAAGGAGAUUAACGCCCUGGCACCCAGCACCAUGAAGAUCAAGCUCAUUGUGCCCCCAGAGUGCAAGUACUCUGUGUGGAUCAGCGGCUCCAUCCUGGCCUCACUGUCCACCUUCCAGCAGAUGUGGAUUAGCAAGCAGGAGUAUGACGAGUCAGGCCCCUGUAUCAUCCACCGCAAAUGCUUCUAAAUGGACUGCGAGCCGAUGCGUAGCAUUUGCUGCAUGGGUUAAUUCAGAAGUAUAAAUUGGCCCUGGCAAAUGCAUAUACCUCAUGCUAGCCUCACGAAAAUGGAAUAAGCCUUCGAAAAGAAAUUGUCGUUGAAGCUUGUAUCUAAUAUCAGCACUGGAUUGUAGAACUUGUUGCUGAUUUUGACCUUGUAUUCAAGUUAACUGUUCCCCUUGGUAUUUGUUUAAUACCCUGUACAUAUCUUUGCUUUCAACCCUUAGUACACGUGGCUUGGUCACUGCGUGGCAAGGUAAGAAUGUGCUUGUGGAAGACAAGUCUGACUUGGUGAGUCUGCAUGGCCAGCAGUCUCCGAUCUUUGCAGGGUAUUAAUAUGUCAUGGCUGAGUGUUCUGGGAUUUCUCUAGAGGCUGACAAGGGCUCCUGAACCAGUUGUUUCUGUCCUGCUGGUCUGUCAGGGUUGGAAAGGCCAAGCCAUAGGACCCAGUUUCCUUUCUUAGCUGAUGUUUUCCUGCCAGAACACUGUGGGCUGUGACUUGCUUUGAGUUGGAAGCAGUUUGCAUUUACACCUGUAAAUGUAUUCAUCCUUUUAAUUUAUGUAAGGUUUUUUUUUGUAUGCAAUUCUCGAUUCUUUAAGGAGAUGAGAACAGAUUUUGGUUUUCUACUGUUAUGUGAGAACAUUAGGCCCCAGCGGCAUGUCAUUGUGUAAGGAAAAAUAAAAGUGCUGCUGUAACCAAAAAAAA